GUCGGGGCUACACAGUAAAACUUUGUCUCAAAAAGAAAACAACAAAGGCAAUCCCUGCCUAUGAAGAAAUGCGGCUAGUGGAAGUUUAUUCUACGCGAACAAGGUCUACAACGGAAACGACAGUCGGGAUGACAGCAUUUAACGAAAGGGAACAAAGCUGUUCUAGCCGGCUAGCCUGGAAGAACCUGGGGGACCCGGGUCAUCCUGUGGACCACCACCAGGGGGAGCAGCGGCGCACUCCUGCCUGGGUCAGGCCCCGCCCCCGCCAGCCUAGCCAAUGACGAGCCGAGGCCGGAAGGCUCCGCCCCCUCGCGGCCUGCAGCACCCCGCUGACCCUCGGGGGAAGGACCGCGAUGCGCGCCACCGAGGCCGUCCCCCGCGCGGGCCCCGAGGCCGCGCCGCCGCCGUUCACGCGUGUGGCCCCCGCGCUCUUCAUCGGGAGCGCGCGUGCGGCCGGCGCGACGGAGCUACUGUCGCGCGUGGGCGUCACUCUGUGCGUCAACGUCUCCCGUCAGCAGCCCGGGCCGCGCGCUCCCGGCGUGGCUGAGCUGCGCGUGCCCGUCUUCGAUGACCCGGCGGAAGACCUACUGGCGCACCUGGAGCCCACCUGCGCCGCCAUGGAGGCCGCGGUGCGCGCCGGCGGCGCCUGCCUGGUGUACUGCAAGAACGGCCGCAGCCGCUCGGCCGCCGUCUGCACCGCCUACCUCAUGAGACACCGCGGCCUCAGCCUAGAGCGAGCCUUCCAGAUGGUGAAGACCGCCCGCCCCGUAGCAGAGCCCAAUCAGGGCUUCUGGUCUCAACUGCAGAAGUACGAGCAGACCCUCCAGCCCCGGGCGCUCUCGCGCGGGGAGCCCGCCCACCCCGAGUUCCUUAUUCACCAGGCUUUGGCCAGGUACGAACCAGCAAAGCUCUAGGUAAAGAGAAACUGCUUGCAGGAAGAUAGAGCCGGGGAAUCCAGGACAGAAGAUGGGGUGACAGACCCAGGUCCUAGCUGCCUGUGCCUGUGGACGGCCUCCCAGACUUCUCCGUGGCCCCUUCUUGGAACUGAACAUGGAGCCUGCUGGCAGGAAGCCGCGAGCCCCCAUGUUCAUUCUGGCUUGCAGCUGCUGUGCCGAGGAAUGGAGGCUUCUGCACCGGUUCCCACCUCCCACCCUAGUAACCCAUGUCAGGAUGCCUGACCUAGCACCCCCAAGCCACCAUCCUGCCCUGUGUGUGGUCCUCCCCAGCUGGAGGGCAGGCCUGUCAGCUGCUACUUUGUGCCCAUCCUAGUUGAGACACAGCAUCUCCUAGACAUCCCCUGUCCUUCAGAGCCCUGGAAAAUUAGUCCCUACCACACUCCUUACAGAGGUCCUGAGGGAUAAGGAAACCCUGAGCAGAUGCCAUACACUGGCUAGUGUGUAAAUAUAUGAGCUAGUGAAUAAAACCCCACAAUUGUAACCCCACAA
This is a messenger RNA of Nannospalax galili (Upper Galilee mountains blind mole rat), 1445 nucleotides long. It is a transcript of the gene Dusp28, whose product is annotated as dual specificity phosphatase 28. The transcript has 4 exons. Gene Ontology annotation, cellular component: cytoplasm. Gene Ontology annotation, molecular function: protein tyrosine/serine/threonine phosphatase activity. The record is from RefSeq and is a predicted model, not a curated record. NCBI's taxonomy places the organism in Eukaryota, Metazoa, Chordata, Mammalia, Rodentia, Spalacidae. Gene Ontology annotation, biological process: protein dephosphorylation. The coding region runs from base 354 to 914 and encodes 186 amino acids.